Messenger RNA from Cuscuta epithymum, 9043 nucleotides. The record is from the annotation of a GenBank genome assembly. Lineage: Eukaryota; Viridiplantae; Streptophyta; Magnoliopsida; Solanales; Convolvulaceae.
CCCGUUAAAACAGUUGGACGGCAAAUCCCAUUUAGUGCUGCGUCUUGGUGCCUUCCGUUGAGUUCCCGUGUCCGACGAAUCUAUUGACAAGGAUCACCUUCGCACUGUUCAAACGUAUGUGUGAGCUGCUCCCUUGCCAAAAAUAUCUAAACCCCUUAUUUAGUCUUGCGCAUAGGCUCCUUGAUUCCUUGGUUUUGCUCUCACGCCCUCUGCGCUUGGUUUUUCUCCUGGCCUGUGAGUUUCUUUUAUUUGCGUCCAGUGACGAGCAUCACUCUGCCUGGUAAUCCUCCCACACAACCACCUCUCAUUUUCGAUUUCAUUAGCAGCUUUCCAUGUUAAUCCUGCACGGUUUCGCUGAUUUGCUCUGGAUACUCCCACAUGAUUUAGCCAUCUUCAGAAUCGUUAAUUUCCAUUUAACCUAGAAGGUCGAAGCUCUUUUCACCAUAAGGGUUGGAAUCGAUUUUUGUCUUUCAUUAAGUUAAAGACAUGACUAAAGAGAAAGCUAACCCAAGAGGACUGGAGGUAAUCGUUGAUUAGCCCCCAAUUUCCAUUUCCUAUUGCCACUCCCAUUACACAAUGCAUCUCUUCCACGAUAUGCAGGUAAUCAUGCUUUUUAUGUGACAUAUUUGAUGAUUAAAUAUAUUAUAUGCUUAUGUAUAGUUCAUAUUUUAUACAUAUUUUCGUGUUCACUCAAUUGCUUUUAAUUUGAGAUGGAGUGUGAAAAUAUUUACUUUUAAGAUUCUCAAUUUUAGAGUGUGUUUAUUGUGUUUGUAAAAAUGUCACAAUGAGAUUUUUUGUUUUGAAUCCUAAUCCUGAAUAUGCCCCUCUAUAAAAAGUGAAGCUCUUUUUCACAAUGUGUGAGAUAAUGUAUAUAAUUUUCUAUUAUCUAUUUAAUAGGAAAUUAAAUUUAUCAAUUUAAGUUGGAAUCUUAUUGUAUAUUCUGAGUACAUAAAGAACAAAUGGCUGGAUUUUUUAUAUUGGAGCAAUUUAAAUCUGAGAAAAAACAGGUACGUAUCUCUUAUUCACUUUUUAUUCAAUGAAGGGAUAUUUAUAGAAUUCUCAUAAAGUGCUGAGGAAAACGGGUACAUAUACUAUUGUUUAGUCAAUAGUAUGAACCAGAUAUAUAUCUCUUAUUCAUUGGUUAUACUGGAGCAAUUUAUUAUUCAUUGAUUCAUUUCCUAUACUGGAGCAAUUUCCUAUUCACUUGAUCAUGAGUAAGUCAAUAGUAUGAACCUGCCUUUUGCCAUUACAUACGCAAGUUUAAAGCAUGCAUGUGAUUAGUACAUACUUCUGUUUUAAGCACACUGACUUUAUUACAGUCCAUUUGUACUUCCAAUUGUGUUUCUUUUUUGUUUGCAUAUGUCAUGUUUGAUAAAAAAUACUUAGGUGAUCUUUCUUACUUUUGAUAGUUUAAAGCAUUUGAAAUAAAGAAAAUUGAUUGAAGGCUUGAUUAUAUCAAACCAGCAGCUUCAUAUCCUAUAUUCACCCAUUUUUUAACCUAUUGAAUGAUGAUAAGUUAGGAAAGUUGAUUGUCAAAAAAGGUAUGAAACUUAUUGACAUUACAAUGUUUUGCUGGUAUUCAUAUAUAGUGUUGAUAUUUAGGAUUCUUGAGCACACCAGAGGACAUAUAAAUUGUGAAAGCCUACAAAGGAUAUGUGGUCAGAAAAGUCUAAAGCUAAUAUUCACUCUUUUUCAUUAAAAAUAAUUCUGGGUGCCUUGGAGUUAACAUGUUGUCUAUCUAAAGAGGUACAAUUUUCACAUUAUGACGCUUUGUACUAUAGUUUGUCUAUCUACAUUUGACCAAAGUCUUUCUUAUUAUACCUUGGAAGAAGGAUAUUAGAACACCAAAAAUAAUUAGUCAAGUAUAGUUAACAUGUUUCUUAGUUGAAUGAUAUUUAUCUUAAUUUUUAAAACAUUUUUUUUAGUUUUUACUAAUAUUUUGAUGAGACAAAACUGACUUUUAGCUUUACAUCAGAUUAUGAGUAUUCUCUCUGGGGACUACCUGAAGAGUGCUGAAAGAAAAAAGUCAAGCAUGAAGUUCAUGUGAGGGGAUAUAUAGUAGUGUAAUCUACUAUAUUUAGGUCCUUUCUGAGACAUGCCAGCAGGUAUUGCAUGGUUCUUUUUACUGAGGUUGCUGCUGAGGCUCUUGUCUUUGGAGAAGCAGAGGGUGGAGAAAAUGAUGAGAAUUUAUUCAAAGCGUCUGUAUUCUUUUAGAUCCAUCGCUAUUUGUUGCUCAGCCAUGGGGGUGGGCAGAGUCUGAGUGUGAUUAUGAAAAGAAUUGAGGAAGCUAUGCCUUCCAGCAGUUGAGAUAUGGAACAUAAGAAGUAUACUUCAUUUGUGCAGGAAUGGCCGAAGGGGUAUAGACUUGAAGCGAUAAUUUGGACGGAUAAGUAAUGGAAAAAACAAGAAACUCCUCAACUUGACAAGCAUAAAGUUUGUAUGACACUUUUCACUAGAGGCCUAGGACGGGAGCGGCUUUAAGCCUUCAUUACUUCACUCAUUUACUGCUUUAGGUAUUCAAAGGUUUUGGGCUUCUGGCAUCAGCUUUCAGACCAUUCGAGACCGGGACAACCUUCUCUCUUUUGACUUCAUUGCUUCUGGACAAGACGUUGUAUGAGGUUCCACCACUUGGUUAGACUUUAGGACGGCACCCUUCCAAAGUGCAAUGGAAGUCACCAACCUAAGUCAUGGGUCUUCUUGAUCGCCCAUUGACCUCGUCCAGGCAAGUAUGUAGCUGGGUUGCAAUCGCUUGAUUUUUAUAAGCCUGUCUUCUCUCUUCUUUAGGUGUGGGAUUCUUCAAUAUCUAUCUUCACUCAACAUGUAGCUAUUCUACGUUUCCACCCACUUCUUAUUUCAUCGUUCAAAGCAUAAAAGGGUUAAUUACUACUUACAAACAACAACAUUCAAAAGAGAUGAAAAUAUUUUUAUUAUAACCGAAUUUGAUUUUAAAAAUUCUUGUCCACACUAUUAUAUUUUAAUUUUUCUCAAAUUUGUUUAUGGCUCGUGAACUUAUUCACACUAGUUAUAUGUUUUGCCAACCAGACUGGGAUUGCCAGUUUUUUUUAAAGAAAUGGGCUUAAAUUGAUAAUACAUCAUUCAGAUAGUAGGUAAACCGACAAAAAGAUUCCUGACAACCGCCAACCCUCGAACCAAACUCAGGGUUUAUCACCUCGACAGAAGCAAUAUAACUCGUUGAUCUAUUAAUGGGCGCAACUGAGCCAAAGACGGUUACCGCAAUCCUUCCAUCACCCACAUCCAAAUUCACAGUAUUACAACAAAAAACAUACCAAAAGAAAAAGCAAACAGUAUGAUUAAAGAAAUUAAAAACCUAAAAGACAAUAAAAUAAAACUCUUUCUCCUUCUUCCAGAGCACCACUUCCACCACUUUCCAGAAUCUCUUAUCUAGUUAUCUGUUUCUGAUACAACGGUGGCGGUUCAGGAGGAGGACGAGCCGGCUGUACCGUACCUUCUUCCUCACUCUGCCUCUUAUUCAUCGCGUUCUCUGUCAAGCCUCCACUUUCACCACCAAUCACAGAUGACCUUGAAUCCAGAUAUGUUCCCGCUUUUAACCCCAAGCUUCGCCCAUGACCUUUACUUGAUGAUGUCAUCAUUUCACUAUUGUUGUCUCUGUUUCUUGUUCGCACAAAAAAAAAACUCGUCGUCGGAAGAACUAAAACCCUAACUAGAGGGACAAUGACCGCUUUUUAAUAUUGAAAAGUACCCAAAGCCAGAAGAAUCACGGGCAGAAGACGGUCGCAAUUCCUGCGACUGUGAAUCUCUUUGUAGUAUCUACAUCCGGAAAGCCAUAAACGGAGAUUUGGGGAUUGCCAGGUUAAAAAUUACAAAAUUUGAUACAUGGUUACUUAUGAAAAUAAAUGGAAAAAAAUACAGACUCUUCUUGAUAACCCAAUAAUGAGAGUACUCAAAAAGGAUCAAAUAGAUCCUUCCACUAUUAACAAUCAAUCACUUAAGUCCUUCUACUAAAAAACAUCAUAUAAGUACGUUUACUUCUUAAAUACAAUCAUCAUCAUCAUCAUCAUAAUGAUGAAUCUUAUAAAAAUUCAUACCAAUUUGAAAAUAAAAUAAUAAUAAUAACAACAACAACAACAAUAAUAAUAAUAAUAAUAACAAUAAUGAUGAUGAUGAUGAUGACGAUGAUAAUGACGAUGAUGAGGAUGAUGAUGAUGACGACGACGACGACGACGACGAUGAUGAUGAUGAUGAUGAUACAAAAAGUAGCAUAAAUGUAAAAAAGCAUAACCAAUUUAAAAACAUUAUAAUAAAAAAUGAAAAAUCACAAAACUGUAAAAUAUUAAAUGUAAAAACCUUUUCAAUAGAUGUAGAAUAAGCAAAUAAUUUCAAAAUUUUAAAAAUAUUGACUUUGACAUCCUGCAAAUUUUCACUUUUUUAUCUAUGUUUCUUCAAUUUUUAACAGUUUUUAAAGUUUUUUAUAUAUAAAAAACAUGCUAUUACAGGUCAAAAACUAAACCAAUGGUCAAAUUGAUCAAAUUUUGAAAUGAGUGUACUUGUAUGAUACCAUUUAAAUACACGGACUUAAGUGAUGUUUCGGAAAUAGUAAAAGACCUUAUUUGACCAUUUUCUGUUCUUAUAUAGUGCACUCUCUUAAUGGAUUUUAUUUAUUUGUAGAAAUCUAUUGACUUCAAUAUUUGUAUAUUUUGAGGGUGUUUGAAAAAUGGUGUUACAAUAAAAAAUGAUGGUUCGACCCCCUUUUAACAUUUUCAGUAAGUGAAAAUGAUUUUUGGUAUAUAGCUAUUCGGCCCUAACGUUUUUGGAUAGAACCGUUGAAAUGGAAACGCUGCAAAUAAGAGGGUUUUGGGUUAAUGUUUUGAAAAUAUUUGUCAUGGCCAAACAGUUAAAUUACCAAACUCUUGGUCCUAAAUUUAUGUAGACUAACACACAGCUAGAUGAUAUUCAUCGAUAAACAGAGAGAAAGAAGAUCUGAUAAUGAUAAAGCAAUAUUGAGAACAGAAAAAUUCUUCUUCUAUUAUAUCAAGAACUAUUUUAACAGCGUAAGGCUAGAGAAUAGAAUAAUCGACUCUGGUACCUGUACAGGACGUGCAUAUUUAUAGGCGAUGUACAGGUUACUGAAUUAGGUAUACAUGAGAGUUUGGGUCUAAGCCUUUUUGGGCCUUAUUCCCUCACUACCAAUUAUUACAUAAUAAUACUAAUACCAUACAUGGUACAUCUAUUCUAAUUUAUUAAACAAGACAUUAUCGACAAACUUUAUUCACAAUAAAAUAGUUCUAACAAUCUCCCCAUUUGUGAUCAAGUGUUAUCUUGCUGGGUGUCUUCAGUUCUUAGCUCUGUAAUAGUGUUUGCGAAGGUUCAGUGCUUGCUCGUAGUUCCUGAGAGACUUUCUUUUGUCAAGUUGCUUCUCGAUUGCUCUUAGAACUUUCUCUAUUCGAUUUGACUCUAGGAUUUCAGCAUCUGAUGCAUUUGCAUACUUCUAUUGUCUCUCUUCAAAUUCCUUUCUGAUUGGUUGCAGCUUCUCCUUCACAAUCUUCAGUGUCCCAUCACAGUACUUGUUCAGCUCGUCAAUGAACAUCAUACGCUUCUCACCAUUGUGGUUUAGGUAGAUGAGAGUAACCAGGUGUCGAAGAUGUAGUAUGCAGGAAAAUUUUCAAGUUCUGGUCUGUACAGCUUUGGUCUUGAGAGGUUUGUUUUUGGCAGAUUUGUUUCAAGAGCCAUCUGAAGAUCAUGAGAGGCAACAAAUUUGAUUUGUUUAAUCAUAAAGCGCUUGAGUGCAUCAAAGCUGUCUUGAGUAGUUUUGUCACAAAUGCCGGGAAGUUCUUGGAAUGCUAGGUACAUCUGAUAGAUGUCAUCCAUCUUCAGCAUAUACAGAUCAUUUUCUUUGCAAAUGAAUUACGUCCCGUCAGAGCGCUGCAGGCGGUAAAAAGAGAGUAGAAUGUCUUGAAGAUUCACUUCAGAUACGUUAAGUAUACUCCAUACUGGAUCAAUUGUUGUUUUGCAGUUCAUGUUGCCACACUUCUCUCUGUUUUCCCGUGUAGUGAUGACUAAGCAGGAAUAGUUGUCCGCACCCGCUUGGUUUUAGAGGUGGUGCGGUCCACCCGGGCCCGGCCACCGGGCCGGGUCAAUACAGUACCGGGCCGGUUCUCGGGUCGGGUGGCCCAGUUGUAGUCCGGUUACAAUUUCAUCCAAACAUUUUAAUAUUUACUUCAACCCUCCAAAAAGUAGAUCCAAGUAUCCAACCACCUUUCUUAAACCACAUUAGAAGUGUUUUAACACACCCAAAACAAUUGCAUCGAUGUCCCUCGCGGUAACCCACCAGUCCACGAGAAACCAGCCAACUUCAAUUGGGGUGACUUUCCUUCUCUUUUCGUCUUUCCUCGUGACAUGAAAUCAAAUCCCGCUGACAAGAUCAUGUCUCCCUGGUUGUCAUUCGGUGACGUUUUAUAGCUCGUUAACUAACGGCCUUCUCAAAUGAGGUGGGCUCGGAGAGGGUUGUGUACUUCCGGGAACGCUGGUACAGCAGUUAUUGCCUCCCAUCCCCAUCGAAUGCCACUGGUCAAAACUCACAACUUGGUAGCCCACAAUUAUGGGGCAAGUGGGUACUUUUCUCCCAAUGUGAAUACAGAAAAGGCCGAACCUUUGCUUCGGGGAUCGAAAUUCACAGAAGGAUUAAGAAAAUGCAGAGCAAAUUGUGAUCUUUUCUUCGCCGCAGACCGCCCAUACAUAUGCCAUUGACGUCAGAUUCAAGAAUGUGAAAAGGAACGAGUGAGGAAAAACAGCCCCAUUCCCAUACCCUACCUGGAUCUACCCUCGCAGGCUUCCACUGAUUUGGGCUGCCACUCUCACUCCCGGAGAGGCAAUGGGAUUGGUUUGUGUGGGUGGAGGAGGAAGAGGACCCCAGAGGGUCACCCACCACCCCACGCAACCCCACCCUUCAGACGGUCAACAGCUCAACUUCACCCGUCGCAGUCGCCUGUAGGCUGUAGCCCCCACCCCCAUCCCGCAAAGAGAUCCUGUCUUCUGCCCAUUUUUUAUUCCAUACUUUUGCUGUACACUUGUAUGAUAAAAUGCUCAAGAGAGAUUCCUACUGGUUGGCUAUGUUACCCACUCUUAGCUGGAAAAACUCAAUUCCCAUCAUUUGCCUACUAGGCCUCGGUGCGUUUUUUGUUUCUUUCCUAUGAUAUUGGGAUAAAGUGGAGUGGGUCUUUUGCACAUGGAGUCAUCUUUGAGCUUUUUCCGACUUUUGGGGUUCCGGUUGAGUGGGUAAAAAGAGCUACGUUGCUGAACUUUUCUCCUUCACAUUCAUGUGUUGCUGUUGUAUUCUUCUAUAAAAACUGUCCACUCUUCCAUGUUGAUAUAACUUGAGUCUUGGUCAACUUUUCUUCUUCUUUAGUUGGUUCGGGGAACCCAUUGAUUGUACGGAAGCUGGAGUAUUUUGACUUAUUUUUUUAGGUGUCUGUUGGCAUAUUAUCUACCACUUCUAUCCUCAAUAUAUACUACUCCGUAAUAUACAAAUCCAAUAGUGUACCUGCUUAAAACUUUGCCAUUGGUUGUUCUUCCACGGUGGGUGGUCUAACUUUUAAAAUGAUUCUCUUCUUGAUCACAUCCUUCACCUUCAUCACCAUUUUCUACAAGUCUUUAUCUUUCAAGACAGUACCUCUAUGGGCUGCCGACUUUAGAUUGUUGUCCUUCUGUUUCUGGAAAGAUUUCUCUCUUGUUGGUUUGAUUCCUCCAAGAAUGCCACUACCCAGGAGCAAACCUGCUGUCUCCUCCGAGGCAGAUCAUGUUGAGAAUAUAUGUGAGAUGUCAGUCUUAGAUUUGCCUGACCUGGUGUUAGAAUGCAUUCUGGAAAAGCUCCCUCCACAGGGACUAUGUGAGCUGGCCAGUGUUUGUAGCUCCCUGAGGGAGAGAUGCAUAAGUGAUCAUCUAUGGGAAAGGCACUUAAAGCAAAAAUGGGGAAAGAUCAUUGGCCCUUCUGCCUACAGGGAAUGGCAGUCCCAUAUCGCUUCCAGAAAGGAUUCCAGUUUUUUUCACCAAUGCAAGAAGAAAGGCUUUCUAAUAAGUUAUCUCACUAGGUUUUGGCCUCUUUCUGCAACUCUUGGCCCUUCGGAAGGUGGUGACAAGAGAAGUUAUUUGCCACCUGUUGAUUCUAAAAUGUUCUGGUUUCUUGCUCUUGAAUCUGGGAAGUUUUGGUUCCCUGCUCAAGUAUACAACCGUGAGAAUGGUCACGUUGGGUUUAUGUUAUCUUGCUAUGAUGCUGAACUUAGCUAUGACUCCAAGACUGACACUUUCCAGGCUAGGUAUCCACCUCAUGGCAAGAUGGCAGUUGCAAUAGAGACUGGUGUGACAUGGGAUAGACUAAGAGCUCCUCCUGUUGAUACCUCUCCACAUGAUCUUCACAUCUCUGAUUGCUUGAAUGAUUUGAGCCCUGGGGAUCACAUUGAAAUCCAAUGGAGAAGAAACAAGAAAUUCCCAUAUGGGUGGUGGUAUGGCAUUGUUGGCCACUUGGAAACAUGUGAUGGGAUUCACAGCUACUGUCGUUGUAAUGAAAGUGACAGUGUAUCCCUCGAGUUCAAUCAAUACGCUGCUGGAUCGCGGUGGAGAAGAACGAUCGUUAGCAGAAAAGAGCACCGCGAGGAAGGAAACGAGGCGGACGGGUUCUACGGAGGAAUCAAGAAAGUUCACAGCAAAGAAGAGAUUUCAGCUUGGAAACGGCUCUGGCCAGUUGAAGACCUGGAAUAGAUCAGAUUUGGUAGAUGAACAUCACACUAGAAAGGGCACUUUGUAAAGUCACUGUCACCCGUUCUCUCUAAUCAUGGUUCUAAUCUUGGAGCGAGGUUACCUUGUAAUUCUUCACUUCAUAGAUAGUAACCGCAUCCUGUCCAGAAUGAUGGAAAGUGAUGAUGGAGUAUAUAAUUGGUGUGAUUCAACUGAUCUUUGUCGAACUCAAAAGCUAUUAAUUGAUUAUAAUAAUGGCUGUGGUGUCUUUUUCUCGUUGGGUUGUUGAAUGGAUAACUUUUAACACGUUUGGUACUUUGGUGCACAAAUAAAU